Molecule: messenger RNA, 6469 nt
Organism: Toxoplasma gondii ME49
Lineage: Eukaryota; Apicomplexa; Conoidasida; Eucoccidiorida; Sarcocystidae
Exons: 1
Coding region: 848-6403 (1851 amino acids)
Source: RefSeq, a predicted model, not a curated record
GCUGACUACGAGGGAGCUUUUCGCGCGAUUUUCCGGGCCUCGACUCAUCUGACCCGCGGUGUACCAUUCGGUGUCUUGUGCCCGCACGAACUCCAAGACAAGCGCCUCUUGGACAAAACGGGCUCUUUCAACAACAGAGUUUCCCUCGCAUCUUCCCCGUUACUCUCAAGAUUCCGCUCAAAACAAGCACAAAUAAAUCGCGUCAGAGUCAAGUGUUGUCUGCUGGAACUUUUGCAGAGUCCGUGCCCACGUGAGCCCAUGUGGAAGAUACCGUCAACCGCCCCGAUUUUUAAUGCUCUGUCGCGGCGCCCGUGUUUUCCGCCACAUCACGCUUCAUUUGCAUACACGAGUCCAGUGGGGUGGCGGAUACACCAUUCAUACGGAGCUUGAUGCUGCGACCUUUAGCAUUCAUGGAAGCCCAUCGGCAUGCCUGUUAGCUUCUUGCAUAUCCGUAAGCAAGACUCCGUCUGCUCUUCCCUGCAGCUGUGCCAUGGUGAGGGCGACACUCAUCCACAUUUCUGCAUGUGAAUGGUGAGCGCCUCUUGCCUGUUUCCAGCGAUUCUCAGCUUUUUUCCGUAGCUUCGGCUUGCCAAUUGACUCUUUGAAAAAAUGACGAGAACAGACACUCUGCACAUGGUUAGUGCAGUGGACGCAUUUCCUCGUAUGCGCCUCUGCGAACCCCGGAGCAGGUGAGUUCCUGCCGGCCUCGGGUCCGUUGCCUUUUCCCUUUUCGAGGGUCUUUGCCUUUUGGGAUGUCGCGACUCUGAUAAAUUGUCGCAACCGCACUUCUCCGUUCUUCACUUCUUCGUUUCUCGCCGUCUCUCCAAGUGUCUCCGCUUUCUUCAGCAUGUCCGUCACUCACCCGGGUCUCCCCGAUGUUCCUUUGCCGCCCCUGCUGAGUGCUGGGCAAAUUCAGGGGCGCUGCGAAAGUGCAUUGGCUUUCAGAGCUGCGCACCAAGAUGAAAAUGACGACUUCCUCAUACCUGCAAAGGCGGUCGCUGGCAGCGAGAGCUGCCCCGGCACCUGUAGCGACAGCCUUGAAAAACGACGGCUCCUUGCGUGUUCGGGGUCGCGCGGACAGCAGACCGAGACAUAUGCACAGACAACGCACUCAGAAGAGACAGGAGAGAAUCAACGGGCAGACUUUCCGCCGGUUCCCCUUCCCGCUGAGUCGACACCCGAGACCGAGGAUCUGCUUCUACUGAAGACCGUGAAUUCACUUCUCCGAGAGGUUUCCUCACGAUGUGCUCAGUACAGCAGCGCGCGUCAUCGUGCGAAAAAGAAGGUGAGAGACGCGGAGGUAGUCUAUCAGGGAGACACCUGCGACGCAGCUGUCUUUUCCACAAGUAGCACGGGACUCCAGGCAGAGACAGUUGCGGCAACAGACAAUCAGGCUCUGCCUCCGUUUGUCACUAGUGCAAAGUCGAGGAAUCGGCGGAAAAAUAAUACGGAAAACCGAGUCCAACAGGCUCUGGCGAGCAACGCAUCGCCUAGAGAGCACCCCAGUCAAUCUGAAGCUGCUGUGAGUCGCCUCCCAGAUCACCUGACGGACUUUAAACACGAGGUCCCGCCUCGAGAAGCAAAGAUCCAGUGUGAGAAACCAAGAUACACGCCUGGAGCUUCUGGUCCACUUGAUACGAAUGCACCUGGUUUCGACUCGCGGAAGGCCGUCCAUGCUUCGGCUGGAAACCUGCUGGGUUCUUCUGCUGCUCUGUCGCACCUAGAAACCCAGUCCCUGCUCCAGGCCUCCGGCAAAGUUCUGAGGCUGUUGCUGUCCUCUGAAAACCAAGGCGGCUGCGAUUUGUGCCCCGACGCGCCAGCCACAGUCUCCAACGACUGCGGAAGGCAUGCCCUCGAAGCCCGCGUUCCCCGACUUCAAAUGAUGCACCUUUCUUCCGGGGGAGAAAGAAGGUCCGAGCAGGCGCGGAAAACUACGAAGGCAACGGUCCCAAGAAGUUUGAGGCCACAGGCAAAAAUGGCUUCUUCCGAGCAGAAGAGGGCCGCGGCUUUGACUGCUGAGCCCAGCGAUCGAGAAAUCUGCCCGCAUGAACAGAGGACAAAUUCUCCGGACGAUCUCUCUGGAAAUCGAAGCUGUCGGAGGGCCCGGAGUCGGACGCUGCGCUACUGCACCAGCACGACGUUCCUCCGUUCUGAGUGGUGUGAGAGACAGCUGAACUCGGACCCAGCCCUGCAUGCAGACUCAGAGACAACGACCAACUGUUAUUGGAAGGCCUCCAACGCUUGCGGCCGGAUGCCCCAGAGAGGUGUUUUGCCGUCUCCAGAAUGGCCACAAGACACCACAGUGCCGGCCUCGCUAGUGGAGCUCCAGAUGGAGGCGAAAGCGCAGAUGCAUUGUGCCUGCGUCCCCACAUCAGACGAAGCCACAGAAAAGGCUAUGGCAGCCGAUAAGGUAGUCGCUGAGGAAAGAGUCACAAGUCAGAGUGACGAACUCUCACUUGAGGUCCCGGAAAAGGAACCGUGUCCUCCCGUCUCGCCUGACGGUGUCGAACAUGUCCCGGCGACUUUAGCCCUCUCGGCUUCGUCUUCGUCAUCGGUUGCUGCUUUUGAGCAGGAGAAGGCUCUCUCCUGCAACGAGGAGAAACAACAUGAUCUCGGGAUUUUCACAGGUCAAGUGUCUCUUCCUUCUUGCCGCCCACAACAUUUGUUUCUGUCUCCCGCUCACGUUCUCAAAGGUCCGGCGUCCCCGACGUCUGAUUCGUCGGCUUCCCCGUCGCCUCUGACUCCGCCUGUUCCACAAAUGGAGGACUCGAGCGAUGUCCGGAUUUCGUUUGAGGAAAACGACACCAGAACUCCGUCACCGGGGUCAGAGACGACGGUGCAAUCUCUCUCUCUCUUCUCAGACGACUGGGUUCAGCCGAGAGCUCCGCCUAAGCCUGUGUCACCUGUCCACUCCAUCCCAACACCUAUCCUGCCUGAGCUCUCUCCAGGACGCGGUACGCCUUCACCUCAGGACUGGCACCAAGGACUCGCGUUUCAGACGUCCACCGCCUCUGCGUUCUGCUGGUCAGCGUCUUCAGGUUCCUUGCGCCGUCGUCGACAUGCGGGUGGAAGGCGUUCCGAGUCUGGAAGUAUUCCUUGUUUUUCCUCGCGUCCCCCAGCAGCGAAUUGCACAGCUUCGACUCCUGACUCUCGUUCUUCCUCUUCUUGUCGACGGGCUGUUCGUCACGCUUCUCGUCAUUCUUCCGUUUAUCACAAGACUUCCUUUUUGCGCUCUGGGUCACAAGAAAGCUUGUGUGCUGACUUGUCGCUAGACUCACCCUGUUCGUCCGGGCAAUUCAGAGAGGGUCUCCUGUCUCCGAAGGUGGAUCCGGCUGUCCUGCCGCGACGUGAGGCUGCGAGAGCAGCUGUGGUCUUGUCACCAAAUGAAUGCAGUCCUCUUCCGGAGACGCGAAAAAGUCGUGCAGAGCUUUCGUUUCCUCGAAGAUUGUCACUGCAUUCUCCGAAGACGUCUCGCAGUGUCUCAAAGUCGACCCGCGAAGGCACCACAACCAGCACAGCCAGUGACCACAAGAGCGACGACGCUCUUCUGUCCCUCCCUAGACUUCGUUCACAGCAGAGCAUUUGUCGCGGAAGAGAAAGGAGCGACGCUGGAGUUUCAGCUCUCGUUAUUAACGAGGUCACCGAGGGACAUAACACGGUGAAAGGAAAGCGAGGAAGCACGCGCUUGUCGGUGCAUCCUGACAAGCGACGCCAGAUUCACGGCGAAACGCGACCUGCCGAGACGGCCAACUGGAGCCUCUGGGAUGGUGAUUUCAAUUUCGAAGAACGAACUCUUAGCAUGGGAAUGCGGCCGUCGCUUAUAGAACCGGAAGAGAAACGCAAACAGAUCCAAGAUACAGACAGAGCCCAGGCAGCAGGAACGGUUCUUUCUCUCGUUGAGGCGGAAAGGGGGUCGCGAGGGUGUGAAGCCUCCACGAAGACCCGGAUGCCUUGUUCAACGUCUGGGUGGAAUCAGAGUGCAUGCCCCGAAUCAGAAUCCCUUGCCCAAGGCCAGGUAAUGGUACCAGGUGGUUCUCGAACAGUGAGCAAGGAACACAGAGAACCUACGGCAGAGGCUGACCCUGCAUGCAGAGUCGCAAAUCCACAGCAGGCGAUACGGGCGAACGAGGAGCUGCGCACCUCGAUGGACAUCCUGAGCGACCUUGGCAGAACACACCACAUGGAUGUACCAACAGCCACAUGCGUCCCUUCUGAUCCACUGUCAGCAGGAAAUCGCGAAGAGGAAAUGGAUGGCGGCUCCGCUUGCGAACGGUUCACGCGAAACGGCUUCGUCGGAGAAUGCCAUGGGGAGCAGAACGAUAGCCCUGUGCCUUCGCAAGCUGGUCGUGAGGCAGGACCGACAGGUUUAUCUCCUUUAGAUUCUUGCGAACGCGAGCAGCGAUCCGGUCAUAUCCAGCAAGGCGGGACGCAAGAACAGUUCUCAAAGCCAACGCAUGGACAGGUGCUUUCGGCCGCACUUACGGAUGGACGCACAUUCGCUGAAACCAGGCCCGGCAUCCGACGUGCAGCGCGUCUUCCAUGCCCUGGGGAGGUCGACGUGACUCCUGAAAGUCCGACCUGCGACAGCAAGGAUCUCCCGAUACCUCAAGCCCCCUGUAGAUCGAGUGAAGGACUUCACGGGGGUAUUACCAGCGGUGUGUGUGGGUGGAGACCGGCAGUGCAGGUUCGCCGCCCUCGAGAGGAAAGUGCAAGUCCUUCCCAUGUUGCGGCUAGCGAUCGUCGUCAUUUAGUGGCAGACAUCUCUCAGGGUGCUGGAAGGCAAACACACAACCCGGACUGUCAGCAGUGUCACGAUUUCCUGGCGUAUGGUGUUUCUCGGCAAUAUGACGCACCGUUUUUGCAUCCAGAAAGUCACGUUGCUCCCCCGAAACUCGCUCCAAAAUGCCAUCCCCCCUACUUUCGCAGUGUGUCGUCAGCGUCUCUGUCGACAGCGGCACUACCUCCUUGGGAGUAUGGAGCACCCCAUGCCGAAACUGCGAAGUCGUCCUCUAACAGAAAAAGGUCAGGUCAUAGUGCGUUACCAACGGAGAAACCAGGACUCGCCGGUGAAAGUCCUAUAACUCGAACACGACUUCGCAGACGAGCGGCUGCACUCUUCCGAGAGCUGGUGAGGGCAGAGGCCUUGCAGCCUGACGCUGCUGAGGCUCUCCGUAUCGCUGUUCAGCGACAACUCUACGACGCGAAAAGCGGCAAGUGCGGAUCUUCAGCUGCUCCUCUCUCGAGUGAAGAAGAGGAACUGAGACACUGCACUUUUCGGCCUCAGAUAAACCACCGAAGUAGUGCACGAAGCUUGCCUCAUGUGCCGUGGUGGCAGCGGCUGUACAAGGGCUACCGAGUUCCAGAGAUGAAGCGAGAGCUACAAGCGCUGCAGGAAAACGUUGCCUUCAUGACUUGUAAAACGGAUGGCCCGACCGAUGUGGAAGACGACGGUGAAGUGGAUCGAGAUGGCGAGUUACUUUGGCAGGAAUCAGCGGUGAAGUGCCGAGGGAGCAGGCGUAGCUGCCGCGGCUACAGUGAACAGAGGAAGCCAGCGAGACGGCAUUCGGGGAGUCCACCAGGGGAAGUUACGCGGCUUUCACGGGGCACAGACUUCAACACCGGACACGAGUAUGUAGAGGUCCAGAGAAGCCUGCAUGAAGUCUGCUACGUCCCCUAUCGGGGGCAAACAACCAUCGGAAUUUCAUCGAAGGAAACUGGAAAACAGCAACGAAAGUGCGUUCGCUUCGCAAGUCCGAGUCGUUCGCCGCAAGCACUGCAUUCAGGACCUUACCACGGGAAAACAGAGACGGCAACCCCAAUUCCAGAGGCCGUGCAGCCCUGCUUCCGUGGUAGCGGAAGACAAGGGACUUCACCGUCGAGGACAGUCGCGCGUUGCCUCACAAGAGGGACCUCUGUUCCUCGCGACAACCUCCGCUCAAAGUCUCCUCAGGGGCGGUUGUCUGUGGCUGGGAGCGCUCCCAGAUAUGCAUGCGCCUUUCACCCCGGGCUUGCUGAAAGGGAGAGUGGCACUGCGGUUGGCGCCGCGAAGGAACCGUACCUGCACCCAAGUUGUUGCCGACAGGGAUCUGCGCAGCGUUCAAGAGUGCCGCCUGCCGCUCUGUAUGGUGUCUCCUGUUCACUGAAGCAACAGGAAGGGUGGUCGGCUUCGAUGGCAGCCCCGAAGAAAAGCUGCCUUAGUAUACGAGGAACCCGGCUGCGUCCGAGAGGAUAUCUGGAAGCGGAGAAGCCGAGAGGGAUCACGAAAGAGCCGUCCCAGUGGACUAAUCACCCGGUAGAGAACUGGACAGAGAAUGAGGUUUUAGGAAGCAGCCUUAGCAGGGAACUACUGAAAACGUAUCUUGGCGGGCGCAAUUUUGUCCCAGGAUGGCUCGAUGUCCGAUAGAGCGCGUAUGGUCCAGUGACAGGUGCAGCACUGCCGCUCUGACAGACAAUGCGGAUAAAGGUGCGA